Thunnus maccoyii (southern bluefin tuna) is the source of this 4223-nucleotide messenger RNA. RefSeq names its product FAM20C golgi associated secretory pathway kinase a (gene fam20ca). The record is from RefSeq and is a predicted model, not a curated record. The transcript has 10 exons. Gene Ontology annotation, cellular component: Golgi apparatus. Gene Ontology annotation, molecular function: protein serine/threonine kinase activity. Bases 862 to 2586 code for a protein of 574 amino acids. Gene Ontology annotation, biological process: protein phosphorylation. NCBI's taxonomy places the organism in Eukaryota, Metazoa, Chordata, Actinopteri, Scombriformes, Scombridae.
GAAGCUCGCCUUUCAUGUCACUCCAGUGGUACUUGUAUGUACAGACGCAGCCAAUCUCUUCCUCAUGACGCCACCGAGGCUGGGCUCAGAGGGCUUCGAUCAUAAUAUUUAACACACCCACCCUGGAUGAACACUUGGAAGGAAGACAAGGCAGUGUUAAGAGGACAAAUGACAACCGGGAUCCCUGCACCUGCCAGCCAGUCUCGGAUUUGACUUCAACGAGGCUCGCAGAAAAGCAGCAGCUCCUGUCAAGAAGCGGGACAGCAUCCAAGCAUCUUGCAGCGGAUCACCUGUUAUUUUCAUGGAAUUUUGCUUUUUUCCCCCCCUUUUUGAUUAUUCAUGUAUCCUAAAUAUUAGGAAGGCUGUGUUUUUGUGGACUAUAUCAAUCUCUCGUCACUUUUAUCCGCCCAAGAGGACAGUUAUGACACAUUUGACAUCUCAACUCCGUGCUGGCAGCAUUACAAAGAAGGAAGAAUAUCUGUGCUUUUAACAGGACUCCCCUCCUUCCUGUUACCUCUUAACGAUUUAUGUAGUGGUCCGUCCUCCUGACACUGUAUCCUAUUCAACAACGCAAUGAAUGAAGAGCACUUUUUGAGUCGCUGCCAGUGAAGUGUCCAGUGCUCACAAUGCAUCGGUCUGUCCAUCUGUCUGGGAAUGAAGAAUUGGGACUUUUGUAAAAAUUAAAAAGAAAGACUGAGCACAUCAUGGAGUUAUUAACAUAGGCUCACCAGCAUUAUGUGUGCAAUGAUCAUAGGAAAUCUUAACGUCGCUGCUUUGUCAUCGCAUAACACUGUUGGACAUCAAUGUCAGUGCAGUAAGGUGCGCUGCGCUUAAAGCUUCCUCUGUGUAAAGAAAAAAAACAUGAUAAAGAUGAUAUUGUUUCGUAAAUUCAGAGUGUUGAUACUCAUGGUGUUUUUGGUUGCGUGCACCAUGCACAUCAUGAUAGACUUGUUACCAAAACUGGAGAAGAGGGCGGCGGGAGCGGACAGCGGGGACGGCGGCUGCCAGUGCGCUCACCACCCGGGCGGUGAGUCGCAGGGCUGGGGGAAGCAGCGCGCCAGGUCGGCGGCUGAAGCGGGCUGGCCUAACAAGCACACGCUGAGAAUCCUGCAGGAUUUCAGCAACGAGCCGAGCUCCAACCUGACAUCACAUUCCCUGGAAAAGAUCACAGCGGCCGGGGACAGAGCGGAGUCCUCCAGGCGGAUGAGACCUUCAGCGGGGAAGGCGGAGGACCACAAGCCGCUCAUCGGAGACGCGAGCGGGGGUCGGACCGUCCCUGCCCGCGGUGUCUCCCGACUGGCUGCUCUGUUUGAGCAUCACCUAUACAAGACUGACCUUCCUACUCUCACGGACGCUGACACUUUAUUUAACGUCAACACUGACAUCAGGUUUUAUCCCAGAGCAACAGGGAACCAAGGAUGGCACAACGAGGAGGGGAACGAAGAGGAGGAAGAGUUCUCUCCGACGGCAGAGGUGACAGCAGAGUCUUAUCCCAACUGGUUACGUUUCCACAUCGGGAUCAAUCGCUACGAGCUGUACUCCAGACACAAUCCUGUGCUGGACGCCUUACUGAAGGACUUGGUCACACAGAGGAUCACCAGCGUGGCCAUGAAAUCGGGAGGCACCCAGCUGAAGUUGAUCAUGACUUUCCAGAACUAUGGACAAGCGCUGUUCAAGCCCAUGAAGCAGACCCGGGAGCAGGAAACUCCUCCAGACUUCUUCUACUUCUCCGACUUUGAGAGACACAACGCUGAGAUUGCUGCUUUUCACUUGGACAGGAUCCUUGACUUCCGGAGGGUGCCCCCGGUGGCAGGGCGGCUGGUCAACAUGACGAGGGAGAUCAGAGAUGUGACACGUGAUAAGAAGCUCUGGAGGACUUUCUUCAUCUCACCAGCCAAUAACGUCUGCUUCUACGGCGAAUGCUCUUACUACUGCUCCACUGAGCAUGCUCUGUGCGGUAAACCAGACCAGAUUGAAGGCUCGCUCGCAGCCUUCUUGCCAGACCUGAACCUGGCCAAGCGCAAGACCUGGAGAAACCCCUGGAGACGUUCCUACCACAAACGCAAGAAAGCAGAGUGGGAGGUGGACCCAGAUUACUGUGAUGAGGUUAAGCAGACACCUCCAUAUGACCGGGGCACUAGACUCCUGGAUAUCAUGGACAUGACCAUCUUUGACUUCUUAAUGGGUAACAUGGAUCGUCAUCAUUAUGAAACUUUUGAGAAGUUUGGAAAUGACACCUUCAUUAUCCACCUUGACAACGGAAGAGGGUUUGGAAAACACUCCCACGAUGAGCUGUCCAUCCUGGUACCUCUCAGCCAGUGCUGCAGAGUGAGGAAGUCCACUUAUCUACGUCUCCAGCUGUUGGCCAAAGAGGAGUUCCAGCUGAGCUCCCUGAUGGGGGAAUCUCUGCUCCGUGACCGCCUGUCCCCCGUCCUCAUCCAGCCUCACCUCCAGGCUAUGGACCGCAGGCUCCGGCUGGUGCUGCAGGUCCUUGCAGGCUGCAUAGAGAAAGAAGGCUACACCGGUGUCGUGGAGGAAGAUCUAGUCAGAGACGCAACAACCAACAGGAGCCCAGGCCACAGGUAGUGAGGGCGAGGCAGGAACCACCAAUAACACAUGGACAAUGGACCACGUUUGUUGCUGUCUGACCAAUGGAAUCAGACCAAAAGUCCUACUUCUCAUAUCAAGCUGAAUUCAGUGAAUUCCAAGACUUGCCAUCAAUGCCUCUAUGGAAACUGCGUUUAAGUGUGUUUAUAUGGGAGAAAUUUUCCACAGAUACAACGAAAGACUGUGCUCAAACAGAGGCUUAGUAUUUGUUAGAUACAGAUGUAUUUUUCUUUUAUCAGAUGUUGUAUAAGACAUAAAGGAACCACUGCUGUGUUUUUAUUUUGUCCUGUUUGUUUUGAAUAUGGAGGGUAUCUAUUUCAUAUAAGUGUUUUAUUAUAUUAUAACCAAAUGAGAAGUUAGACUGACUGGGCAGCAUAUGGUCAGAAAAUAAGCUUUAUCAUAAUCACAGGUUUGAGAAAGUGUGUGGAAGUUUCAGGAUAUUGUUCCUUUUGUAUUGUUCAGUUUUCAUUAGUUUUCACCUUCUGCGAUCAACCACAUCAGCAGAAAGAGUGAAGCCAGGCUUGCUACAAACAACUAACACCCAGGAGAAAAACACAGUAUCCAAAUAGUUUGUGUGUCUCCUCUCUAUAUGCUUUUUGUCUUGGCAAAAACUUGGUACAGACCGAAUGAAACUGUUAAUACAUACUACUUCAAAACAAUAUAAAGCUGAGUGCUAGUAUAUUUCACACUGUAGUUCAAACAGUACCUUCACUUUGCCUUAUUCCAACUUUGUAUGUCUUGUUUUACUUAUGUUUUCCAUCUCCCCUGCAGGUUUAGCUUGCCAUACAUGCAGUCUGACAGCACAAAACUAAAAUAUUAGUUUCCAAACCAAAAAUAGGCGAAAUGUAAAGACUGGAGACCAGACUUACAAUAUGUGCUGGUUAGUGUUCAUUCACUGCCAUUCUUACAUGCAGACCUGAAACAUUAAGUAUUGUCUGCUAUGAUAUAAUUUAACAGUUUAUGCAAUGCAAAAUGUUACAGUUUGUAUGUUGUUUCAUAUUAUGAGAUUUCAUGUCCAAAUGACUAUUUAUUGGUGCAUCACAAAAACUGCAAGUGGUUUAAUGAAUUCUAGGUUAUGGUUUUACUUCAUGAUGCUUUAUACAUUGGGAAGAUUUUACCUUAGGUACCUUAGCAUUUGAACACUAUUUAAAUUGACAUUUCUUUGGGUGCUUUUGUUUGUACCGAUGAUAGAAAAACAACAAAGCUUCUUGAUUUUGGACAUUAAGUUGUUAAAGUGGUGCCAGUGCAAUUUUCUGUUUCCUCCUAAGAGUUCUGUGUAUUGGCUGACCCGCUACCUGUGCAAUGACAGAAAUACAGUACUUGAAUGUUUUUGGGUUGGCAGUAUGGACAGGAUUCAUAGAGCUACACACAGUGUAAAGCCUGACCCAAAUCUGAGAAGUGCUCGGGGGUGAUACAGGGGUUGAAAUGCCUCGUCCUACCAUAGGGAUAACCUCGGGCUUUGCUCUUUGAUUUUCAUUUUCUCUGUGUAAAUAUCUAUAAAUACUUUGAAGACCUAACAAGCUGCACCGCACAGUGAUUUGCUUCUGUUUUCUGCUGUUGCAUUGUUACUGUGAAGAUCUGUUUACUAAAUGAUUAAAGUGUGCAAUAAAAACAAA